GAAGCUUUGUGACUACAUCAGGAGUCAGGAUCGGUACCCUUUAGAAGAAUUUUAUGCUGUUUUCAUAUCCAAUGAUAGGAGGAUGGUGAGUCAAUGGGAUGUGAUCAGAAUCAGCUAUGGAAAGGUCGGGCCUUCAGACUGCAGCCCAGUGUAGAUUCCACUCUGGAAGCAGAAAUCUGGACAUGGAGAUGAGCCUGUUGUCUGGGUGCUUCUGGCAGCUGAACACUCGACACUCAAAUUCACAGACCGUGUUACUGCAACAGGACUACCAUGUUAUUCUACUUCAUGUUUCCGGUGGGGAGCAGAACUUCAUUUAUGAUCUUGACACAGUGUUGCCAUUUCCAUGUCCUUUUGAUGUGUACAGUGUGGAGGCUUUUAGGUUGGAUGACAGCAUUCGUCCAGAGUUCCACAGAAAAAUCAGAAUGAUUCGAGCAGAUUUGUACUUGAAGACAUUUGCUUCAGACAGGUCUCACAUGAAGGAUGCAGAUGGGAAAUGGCAGAAACCUCCUCCUCCAUACCCUUGCAUUGAAACUGCAGAUUCCAAGAUGAACUUGGAUGAUUUCAUCAGUAUGAAUCCCGAAGUGGGAUGGGGGUCAGUGUUCUCCCUUUCAGACUUUGUGCAUCGAUUUGGCAGUCAGACUGAUUACAGCUAUUCCUUGGAAGGAUAAAGUGAACAAAGUUCUUCUGGUUCUGAGUGGAUGUGUUUUGUUUUUCUGCUCUUACACUGUAUUUAUGGUUUAUAUUUCUGUAUGUGGAAUGGGUAUUUGGAAAACUAGAACCCCCAGUCAGAAAUAUCAUAGA
Messenger RNA from Ficedula albicollis (Collared flycatcher), 801 nucleotides. RefSeq names its product WDYHV motif containing 1 (gene NTAQ1). Gene Ontology annotation, molecular function: protein-N-terminal asparagine amidohydrolase activity; protein-N-terminal glutamine amidohydrolase activity. The coding region runs from base 117 to 668 and encodes 183 amino acids. NCBI's taxonomy places the organism in Eukaryota, Metazoa, Chordata, Aves, Passeriformes, Muscicapidae. The record is from RefSeq and is a predicted model, not a curated record. The transcript has 6 exons. Gene Ontology annotation, cellular component: nucleus; cytosol.